AUGUUCAGGGUUUUGAACAUGCACAUUGUGAUUGCUGCACUGACUGAUUUUACACUCAGUCUUCCAGAACACAAGAAGCUCCUUGACGUCAAUAAAGGCAAGGUGGAUCAGUACUGGGCUCAGAUGGCCAUCCUGCAGAGGUACACAAUCAUAUGGUCUAACUCUGAAGAGACAUUUCUGGAUGGCACAAAGAUCCCCCUCAUUGAAAACCUUGACAAGAUGGUCACAAAUAUGACCAAAACCCCUCUGCCAUAA
Messenger RNA from Epithele typhae, 255 nucleotides. RefSeq lists its product as uncharacterized. Bases 1 to 255 code for a protein of 84 amino acids. The record is from RefSeq and is a predicted model, not a curated record. The transcript has 2 exons. NCBI's taxonomy places the organism in Eukaryota, Fungi, Basidiomycota, Agaricomycetes, Polyporales, Epitheliaceae.